AUGUCGAUAGAAUCCAAAUUGUUGAUUCCUUGUCUCUUAGGGAACGGAUCUGGUUCUCCUCCGACACCCCUUGCUCCGCCUCCGGUUCUCCUUGCUCUGCCGUCGCCGCCGUCGACGACUGAUCAGUCAAAUCUUCUCAAUAUGAAGGCUCUCAUUCUUGUUGGUGGAUUUGGAACUCGUUUGAGGCCAUUAACUCUCAGUGUCCCAAAACCACUUGUUGAUUUUGGCAACAAACCCAUGAUCCUGCAUCAGAUUGAGGCUCUGAAGGCUAUAGGAGUUACUGAAGUGGUUCUUGCCAUCAAUUACCAACCAGAGGUGAUGCUUAACUUCUUGAAAGAUUUUGAAACCAAACUUGGGAUAAAGAUCUCAUGUUCACAAGAAACCGAGCCCUUAGGAACUGCGGGCCCACUAGCCCUAGCCCGGGACAAACUACUGGAUGAUUCGGGUGAACCCUUUUUUGUUCUCAACAGUGAUGUCAUCAGUGAAUACCCUUUGAAACAAAUGAUUGCAUUUCACAAAUCCCAUGGUGGAGAAGCUUCAAUUAUGGUAACCAAAGUGGAUGAGCCUUCAAAAUACGGUGUUGUAGUCAUGGAAGAAUCAACCGGGUUAGUCGAAAAAUUCGUUGAAAAACCAAAAGUUUUCGUGGGUAACAAAAUCAAUGCUGGAAUUUACCUUUUAAACCCUUCUGUUCUUGACCGAAUCCAAUUAAAACCCACUUCAAUCGAAAAAGAAACUUUCCCGAAAAUCGCAUCUGAAAAGCUUCUAUACGCGAUGGUUUUACCGGGUUUCUGGAUGGAUAUUGGACAACCAAAAGAUUACAUUACAGGUUUAAGACUUUAUCUAGAUUCUUUGAGAAAGAAUACACCAGCUAAGUUAGCAUUCGGGCCCCACAUUGUGGGUAAUGUUUUGGUUCAUGAAAGUGCUAAGAUUGGUGACGGGUGUUUGAUCGGGCCCGAUGUAGCCAUCGGGCCCGGGUGCGUGGUGGAGUCUGGGGUCAGACUCUCGCGUUGCACUGUCAUGCGUGGGGUCCGCAUCAAGAAACAUGCGUGUAUUUCGAGUAGUAUUAUUGGGUGGCACUCGACAGUUGGACAGUGGGCCCGGGUUGAGAACAUGACGAUUCUUGGAGAGGAUGUGCAUGUGUGUGAUGAGGUGUAUAGUAAUGGAGGUGUGGUUUUGCCUCAUAAGGAAAUUAAGGUGAGUAUCUUGAAGCCGGAGAUAGUGAUGUGAAGAUUGUGGAGAUAUAAAUAUUUUAAAUAUUAUAUAUUUAGUUGGUGUUUUUAUUUAAAGGUUUAGUUUUUUAUGAUGUGUUUGUGUUUGUGUUUGUUCGAGUGUGUUUUUGAAUUUUCAUGUGUAAAAGUGAUAAAGGAGUGAAUGUUAGAGAUUAGAAGAUUGGAAGGUCAAGUGUUUAAAGGGUCUGUACUUUUUGUUAUGAAUAAAACAAUGUUGUUUUUAUUUGUUGGUGC
This is a messenger RNA of Lactuca virosa, 1463 nucleotides long. The record is from the annotation of a GenBank genome assembly. Lineage: Eukaryota; Viridiplantae; Streptophyta; Magnoliopsida; Asterales; Asteraceae.